UUCUCAAGGCAAACACUAGCCGGACAGCUAGGCUAGCAAAUCUGCCAGAUAAUCUUAUAGCUAUGAUAUAAGCCUCGUUUGGCCUCUUUAUCGACUUGAACUAUAAGUACAAAACAGUUUACUAGAGCCCUCGACUCCUGCAUUUUACUAUUAGCUUCUAGUUUGUUCGCUGCGAGGCCUAAAUUAGAGGCUGAAACACCCAUUUUUCCUCUGGAUCUUCAGUGUACAAGCUAGCUAACUUAGAGACGUUAACGCUAGCUGUACAGCCACCAUGGCUGAAUUUGGGUUUAAUGAACACCAUCAGAAUGAAGUCAUCAAUUACAUGCGGUUUGCACGUUCAAAGAGGGUCCUGAGACUAAAGACUAUUGACUCAUGCUUUGAAGAGCUCAAAGAUAGCAGGCUGGUGGAGGAAACCUUCACAGUGGACGAGGUGAAAGAAAUGCUGGAUGGGCUGCAGGCGGUGGUGCGUGGGGAGGUGGAGAUGGAGCUCAUUAACACAGCCCACACUAAUGUGCUGCUGCUCAGGCAGCUCUUCUCGCAGGCUGAGAAGUUUUACCUUCGACUGCAGAGUGAUAUCUCAGAGCUGGAGAACAGGGAGCUGUUGGAACAAGUGGCUGAAUUUGAGAAGACUGACUUUAAAAGCACUGAUAAGAUAAACCAGGAAACAAGCAAACCCAAGCUAGCACCACUGAAUGAAGGCGGGGUGUCUGAACUUCUUAACAAGGAGAUCGCGAGACUACAGGAGGAAAACGAUAAACUCAAAGCCAGGCUGCGCACUUUAGAAUCUCAGGCAAUGAGUGCUCUGGAUGAGAGAAGCAAAGCAGAGAGAGCUCUGAAAGACCUUCAGAAGGUGCAAGGUGAACAGCAGCUUGCUGCCAAAUCACAGGAGAUCAGCAGUCUCGAGGACACAGUGGCAGCGCUGAGGGAGGACUAUGAAAGGUCUCUCAGUGCCAACACGGCCUCCAAGAAGGAUCUGCAGGAGAACCUGAUCUCCGCCAAACAUGAGCUCCUGCGAGUGCAGGAGCAGCUGUCCUUGGCAGAGAAGGAGUUGGACAAGAAGUUCCAGCAAACUGCGGCCUAUCGCAACAUGAAGGAGAUCUUGACCAAGAAAAAUGAGCAGAUCAAAGAAAUCAGGAAACGAUUGCAGAGAUAUGAGCCCAAUGAAUGAGUUGCGCCCGAGACAGCUGAUUAAACAGGUGUCCAGAGGGUGAGACAGGACCAAAAUUUACGACUGUGGUUUGGACAAGUAACCACCAGUUCCACUGCUGUAAGACAUAAGAGACAGAGAAGAGCACUUCCACGAGGAGUUGCUUAUUCAUGCUUUAUCUGGUAUCUUCAGUAGUUAUUGGCUUUAGUAAAGAGUGUGUGUGGGGGGGGGGGGGGGGGUCGCACGUACACGCAACUGAUCACACUAAUGAAGUAGUGACGAACGAUAGCCUUCUUCAGCUGUGCUUCUUUUCUACGUCUCGGUUACAGUAGCUCGCAGACUUCCCUCAGUGCUCUAUGCAACUCCGAUCACGUCCCUGUUUGAAGAGGCCUUGUCCGUCUGCUGAAUUGGACAGAUCAGCACUGUCUGCCUGAAGCGUUGCAGUCCUAUCUAUCAGAUGGUUAUAGGUGAUAUUUAGCUUUCUUGAUAAUUGAUUAGAGAUAUUUUUGCUGAUCAGUCCUAAUUUUAGCAGCCCUCUUUUUUUAAAGUCCAAACAUUUUUUAGUUAGGCCGAAGCUUCAGAGUAAUAUUUCCUGACCUUCUGGGGUCAACCCUGCUUUAAUUUAAGACUAAACUGCAUUUUACAUUAAUAUAUUUCCAAUGAUCUGACAUUCUGUGAAAGUCUCAUCAUCGAAAAUAUACCAAAAAGUUUUUGCAUUUGUUUUUUUCUGCUUUUGUGUAUUGAAUGACGCGGAUAGUGACCUAGAAUGAUUUCCCGACUUCCCUAAACGAAGGGCAUAGAAUAUUUUUGUCUGGAAUCGGUGUACUUUUGGUAUUGCUGUGGGUGAUGGAGUGUAAGAUUUAAAACAACUGAAUAUACUAUACAUGAUGUUCAUGAAGCAAUGCUCUUGUAGAGUAUGAUACAUCUACCCUAAAUUACACUAGAUGUGCAUUUGUUUGUAUUGUGCAAAG
Plectropomus leopardus (leopard coralgrouper) is the source of this 2118-nucleotide messenger RNA. It is a transcript of the gene lztfl1, whose product is annotated as leucine zipper transcription factor-like 1. The record is from RefSeq and is a predicted model, not a curated record. NCBI's taxonomy places the organism in Eukaryota, Metazoa, Chordata, Actinopteri, Perciformes, Serranidae. Gene Ontology annotation, biological process: negative regulation of protein localization to cilium. Gene Ontology annotation, cellular component: cytoplasm.